UCAAUAAUUCUAAAUACAGAAACUGUUGAUGGAAGUGAUGAGGAAGGCGAGGGUGAGUAUUAUGAAGCCAAAGCAUCUAAGAAAAGGGAAAAGAAGCGUCAGGAGCGGGAAGCACAACGACAAGCUGAACAAGCUGCACGUGAAUCAAGGAAUACAAAACAAGACCGCUAUGCUGAAAUGCGGAGGAGGAAAGAUGAGGAGCGUGAGGCACAGGAGCGUCAGCUGGAGGAAGAAGCCAAGGCUCAGAAGGCGAGGGAGGAGGAAGCUGCUGCCUUAGAGUUUGAGAAGUGGAAAGGAGAGUUUUCUAUAGAUGCUGAAGGUACUACAGAAAAUGAAGUGCAGGAUGGACAUCAGGAUUUGCUCUCUGAUUUUGUGGAAUACAUAAAGAAACAUAAAUGUGUACCCUUGGAAGAUCUUGCUGCUGAAUUCAAGUUAAGAACUCAGGAAUGCAUCAAUCGGAUUACCUCUCUGGAGAGUAUGGGGCGACUUUCCGGUGUCAUGGAUGACAGAGGGAAAUACAUAUACAUCUCCCAAGAAGAGAUGCAAGCUGUGGCAGACUAUAUUAAGCGUCAGGGAAGGGUUAGCAUUUCACAUCUCGCUAGCAAGUCCAACCAGUUCAUAGACUUGGAGCCAAAAGCACAGUUUGUCGAAGAAAUAAGUAGUGCGGCAGAGAUAACUGUCACUUGAUUUAGUUAAUGUACUUUGUACGUGUAAAGGACAAUUACGACAGUGUAAUGAUAAUUGUGGCAAGCUGAAUUAACUGGAUAUGUAACUAAAAGAAAGGUGUAGGAGGUAGGGAUUCGGUUUUAAGCAGUGUUUUACGUGACCGCGAAUAUAAGAAGAAAGCUAUUCUGAGAAAU
This is a messenger RNA of Prunus avium (sweet cherry), 860 nucleotides long. NCBI's taxonomy places the organism in Eukaryota, Viridiplantae, Streptophyta, Magnoliopsida, Rosales, Rosaceae. The record is from RefSeq and is a predicted model, not a curated record.